Rhinocladiella mackenziei CBS 650.93 is the source of this 219-nucleotide messenger RNA. RefSeq lists its product as uncharacterized. The coding region runs from base 1 to 219 and encodes 72 amino acids. The record is from RefSeq and is a predicted model, not a curated record. The transcript has a single exon. NCBI's taxonomy places the organism in Eukaryota, Fungi, Ascomycota, Eurotiomycetes, Chaetothyriales, Herpotrichiellaceae.
AUGCUUAUCGCCCGACGAUUCUCCAUCACCAACUUCAUGAUCGCGACUUCCGCACUCGGAUUCCAGGUCUUCGUCCUCUAUCCAUGGCACAACAAAUUGGAUGAGGAUUUUAAAGAGCUCAAACAGGAAAACUUGAAAUUGAUGCAAGAGAUUGAGAGAGGACACCUUUUGGAAUUGAAAGAAAUCAGAGAAGGGCUGCGUAGACUACGGGCGAACUGA